Molecule: messenger RNA, 828 nt
Organism: Aspergillus neoniger CBS 115656
Lineage: Eukaryota; Fungi; Ascomycota; Eurotiomycetes; Eurotiales; Aspergillaceae
Exons: 1
Source: RefSeq, a predicted model, not a curated record
GUCCACUGAAUAUCCACUCCGUAAAGUCCUACACUGCGCGACUCAUAGGGCCAGCAAUCAUAUAACAUUUAUCUAUGCUUUUACUCCCUCCCUCCCCCCUCCAUCUGAUCUUCCUCUUCCAUCCUCAUUCCGCAUUCCUCUUUCUCCCUCACAUCCGGGUCGGACCUUGGUGAAGCUGUCAGCGAGACAACUCUCCCAUUACCAUUACAAAAAGGGAAUCGUUACCUACUUUGUUCCUCCUCUUCUACCUCCUCUGCAGUGCCCUCUCCUUCUUCCUCAAAGCAGUGUCCCACCUACCUUCUUUUAUUUUUACCUUUCCAAAGACCCCAUUGCUUCGCACCUCAUCAUCCAUCUUCUGCUGCUUGCGGUGUUAAACUUUUGCUGCCUCUUCUGCCUCCUCAGCGCCCCAAGAUUCGGAUCUGCAAGUGACAACACACUUCGUCGCCUUGCAGUUGGUACAUCCAAACCCCGAGCUUUAGACACGUUUUUCGAAAGCUCCCUCUUUUGACCUCUUUGGAAAAUUCCCCGAACCUCGUUUGGAGCUUGCUCGUCUCGUCACUACUAGGCUCCCGCUAAAUACCAAGACUAUCAAGCCAUAGUAGGUUCCCCGAGCGGGCCGUUCCCAAUCUUUGAACUCAAUAACAUUCUCUCCCAAGCCCUCGGGUCCAGGGGAGUCUUGCCGGACAUUAAUUCCAUGCCAUUGAUUGAGACAUCAGAUUGCUAACGCUCAUCAUCUUGCAGAUCGGUUGCAUCCCUCCUCUUCUUCUACAUUAACCCUCGCAUCCUCCCACCUGGAAGCCAAGGAACGAACCAACCACUGCACGGAGC